Molecule: messenger RNA, 780 nt
Organism: Guillardia theta CCMP2712
Lineage: Eukaryota; Cryptophyceae; Pyrenomonadales; Geminigeraceae
Exons: 14
Biological process (GO): tRNA 3'-terminal CCA addition
Molecular function (GO): ATP:3'-cytidine-cytidine-tRNA adenylyltransferase activity
Source: RefSeq, a predicted model, not a curated record
GUAGAGGAUCAUACAGGUUCAGGCAUGAAGGACUUGAACGAUAGGAUUAUCCGAACUCCUCUCCCUCCUCUGCAGACCAUGACCGACGAUCCGCUCCGAGCCCUCCGCGCCAUCCGAUUCGCUUGUCGGUUUGACUUCCAGCUGGACAAGGAGCUGGAAGAUACGCUCUCGAUGGGCGAGGUGAGGCAGGCGCUUUCUUCCAAGGUCAGCAAGGAACGCGUGUACACGGAGCUGAACGGGAUGUUAACGGGGCCGAACCCUCGGCGAUCCUUGGAACUCUUGCACUCAUGUGGGAUGUUUGGGGUCAUUUUUUCUGUUCCUGAAACGAUCAAAGAAGAUCAGCUGGACCCCAGUUGGACCUCAAAGGCCAUGGCAGUCGUGAGAAAGAUCUCGUCGCUCGACCAUCAGACAUUGAGUCAGAUGCUCAGGAAGGAGGAUGUACAGCAGCAGCUAGUCGCCCUCCACUCGCUCUCACCCGAAUGGCGCCGCCUUGUCUUUCUUGCUGCUGCCCUCACGCCGUUGCGGUCGCUUUCAGUGGAGGGAGGGAAGAAGCCGCUGCCGCUCAUCGAGCACGUGAUCCGUGUGGCUCUCAAGGGAACCAUCAAAGACGUGCAGGAAGUCUCCGUCCUCCUCGACUGCUCGGAGGAGCUGCGCCAGGUCGCCGCGUCCCUGCCGGCGCAUCGUGAGGACGUCGAGCUAAAGCUGCGAGCAGCCAAGUGCCUGAGGAGAGGAGGAGAGCAAUGGCGACUUGCGCUGGUUCUUGCUGCUGGGGAGCUCUCG